Cornus florida is the source of this 1149-nucleotide messenger RNA. Its product is annotated as photosystem II 22 kDa protein, chloroplastic. The transcript has 4 exons. Lineage: Eukaryota; Viridiplantae; Streptophyta; Magnoliopsida; Cornales; Cornaceae. The coding region runs from base 164 to 982 and encodes 272 amino acids. The record is from RefSeq and is a predicted model, not a curated record.
UCUCACAUCCUAUCCACAUCUCAUAAUAAGACUCUCUCAGACACACACACACCUCACACACUCUCUGAUCUCUCUCACUCCCCUCUUAGCAAACAAGAAGAUAAAUUCUAGAAAAAUUCUAGCUUUUUCUUCUUCUUGUCAACAAAAUCAAUAACCACAGGCCAUGGCUCAAACCAUGUUGCUCGCAUCUACUCCCUCUGGUCACGCCGUUGUUGACUUGAAGAGACAACCAUUGCUCCAAAGACUAAGGCCCAGGCCAUUCUCUCAUUUCUUACUACCCAAUCUUCCAACUGCAACAACUACUAGUACUUCAUUUCAUGCAGCGAAAACUGUUGCUCUCUUCAAAUCAAAGGCCAAAGCUCCUCUCAAGAAGGCACCAGUACCGCCUCCUAAGCGGAAGGUUGAAGAUGGUAUAUUUGGGACCUCUGGAGGGAUUGGUUUCACCAAGGCAAAUGAGCUCUUUGUUGGUCGUGUAGCCAUGAUUGGCUUUGCUGCAUCCAUAUUGGGAGAAGCAAUAACAGGAAAGGGAAUUCUAGCGCAAUUGAAUCUAGAAACUGGAAUUCCAAUUUAUGAAGCUGAGCCUCUUCUUCUCUUCUUUAUCCUCUUUACACUGCUUGGAGCCAUAGGAGCAUUGGGCGAUCGAGGCAGUUUCGUCGAUGAACCUGCUACCGGACUUGAAAAGGCUGUCGUCCCUCCAGGCAGAGGAUUCAGAUCAGCACUCGGUUUGAGCGAAGAAGGUCCGCUUUUCGGAUUCACAAAGGCAAAUGAGCUCUUCGUGGGGCGAUUGGCUCAGUUGGGUAUUGCUUUCUCUUUAAUUGGAGAAAUUAUCACAGGAAAAGGAGCUCUGGCGCAAUUGAACAUUGAAACUGGACUACCAGUGACCGAAAUUGAACCCCUUGUUUUGUUCAAUGUCGCCUUUUUCUUCUUCGCGGCAUUGAAUCCAGGGACCGGUAAGUUUGUGACAGAUGAAGAUGAAAAAUGAAUGCUGGUUAGGUUUUGUGCUUGUAAGUCAUAAUAAUCUUAAUUUGUAGUUUUAUUUAUGCAAGAAUUGGUAAUUAUGUCCAAAAUACUCACUUGUGUAUAAGUGUUUUUUUGGUUCCAUAAACACCUCCCUUUCUCUAUCUCAAUAUAUAUUGUUGUUGCAUUUUA